This is a messenger RNA of Cyprinus carpio (common carp), 2861 nucleotides long. Its product is annotated as left-right determination factor 2-like. Gene Ontology annotation, molecular function: growth factor activity; transforming growth factor beta receptor binding; cytokine activity. The record is from RefSeq and is a predicted model, not a curated record. Lineage: Eukaryota; Metazoa; Chordata; Actinopteri; Cypriniformes; Cyprinidae. Gene Ontology annotation, cellular component: extracellular region. Gene Ontology annotation, biological process: BMP signaling pathway; SMAD protein signal transduction.
GUUAUUUGAAUUCUUAUUCUAGUAUAAAUUGGACAUGUUGCGUUCAUUUCUCCGAUGAAUCGUGGCUUUCAUGUAUCACCUUCUCUCUGAUGCCAGUCACCACCCCUUUGUCAAAGUGCGAACAACUGAGGGUCUCAGAGGUGCAUAUAAGGACGGGCCGCUGUCAAAGCAGAAUCAUCUCAGCCCGAGAACAGCAGCAAAGACUCCGAAUCUCUCCAGCACCUUCACGUGGAAGAUGUCUUCAAUCCGUGCCGCGUGCCUCCUUUGCGCAGCACUUUUCGCAAUGGUGAAGGGUUUCACCCACGAAGACAUGAAAGACGCUCUGCUGAAGAAACUGGGACUUAGUGAAGUUCCGAAAAUUCACAAGCGGGAUCUGGAGAACCUUGUGAUUCCAAGGCACAUCAAGAACAAAUAUGUUUCCAUGCUGAAACUGCACCACGCAAGAAAACGCCGCUCGCUUCCGAGUUUAGCCGGCAUACUGAGGGGAAUCCCUGGAAAUGCAGACAUCUCUGGUGAGUUUGUAUAUUCUGACACGACACGUCAACGCGUGAUGUUUGAGAUGACAUCAAGGAUUCCGGAGAACAGUGAAGUGACCAUGGCAGAACUAAAACUGUUCAAGAAAGCCCCACACAAGCGCUCCAUACCAGAGAGAAAGGGCCACAGAGCCGUCAACAACGCCCGGGUGAGCAUCUACUGGGUGGAACCUCUGAAAGACGGGUCAAACCGAACUUCACUAGUGGAUUCCAGGUUGAUUCCCAUUCACGAAACCGGCUGGAAGAGCUUUGAUGUCACCCAGGCGGUGCACUAUUGGUCGAAGAGCCGAAUGGAGAUGCCCAUGCACCUGGAGGUGUGGAUCGAGGGCGAGAGACCCGGCAGUUACGCGGCAGAAAUGGCCAAAUGUGUCCGUUUCACAACUCAAGAUCCAAACGAUAACACUCUUGGAAAACCUGAGCUUGUUCUUUACACCCUCAACCUCGAGGAGUUUGGGUCUAGUGGAGACUGUGAAACCAACAAAGACAGUGAAAUGUGCUGCAGGGAAAAAUACUUCAUCAAUUUCCGAGCCUUGACUUGGACCCAGUACUGGAUCAUCGAACCAUCCGGGUAUCAGGCGUUCCGGUGUAACGGCGGCUGCCGGCAGCCCAAGCGCAACUACGGUUACGGAGAGAGGAAGUGCGCGGUUGUGGAAAGCGCGCCGCUACCGAUGAUGUAUUUAGUGAAAAAGGGAGAUUAUACUGAAAUUGAGGUCGCGGAGUUCCCAAAUAUGAUUGUAGAAAAGUGUGGAUGCGCAAUGGAUAAUAUUUCAGUUGUAUAAAUAUGCUAUUUGCCAUCAACCACGUGACGCAACGUACUUAAAAGCUAAAGUUAUAAGGCUAAGAAAGGGUGUUGGCAACUUAACCCUUAUUGAGAUACCUCAAGCACUUUGUAUAAAUUUGUAAAUAUUGCUAAAUUGAUAUGCAUAUAUUUUUGCAUUUGUAUAUGAUGCCAUAUGAAGUGACAGACUGAUUUGUAGAUGUUAUAUUUUGAGCAGUAAAUAGAAUGGUUUGUUGUAUACGUUAACAUGUUGACUGAAUAUAAAGGAAACUAUUUUUCACUGAAGUGAUUUUACUUGGUUCUGUUGAACACAAAAGACAUUUUGAAGAAUGUUGCUACCCAGAAAAGUGCUGGUAGCCAUUGACUUUCAUUGUGUGGAGAAAAAGAAAAAAAAAUGCUGUCGAAGUCAAUGGGGACCAGCAGUGUUUGGCAAAGAUUUUCAAACUAUUCCUUUAAAUAAUUACUAUACAGUUAUAGUUAUAACUACUAAGUGAUACUAAUGGAAUGUUUGUAUUUAGGGAAGAAUUCUGGGAGGAAACACAAUGAUUUAUCUCAGAGGUUUAUUACAUUAUUUAAUGACAUUUCCUUACAUCGUGAAACACUUUGAACAUUCAUCAUUAAAAAUAAAAGCCAAAAUACAAACAUCAUAAACCAUACCACCUGCCAUCUCUCAAGAACACAUAAUGCCAUAAUUUUAGUACAAUUUAUUAAAGAAAUGUUUCAUCCUCAAAAUAGCGUAUCUUGCACAAGCAACGUCUGUGUAGUAAAACAAUAGUCACAAAUCUCUCAUGCCAUGCUAUCCAAUUAAAAAUCACUUAUUCUAUUAAAGGACAGGGUCAUUAUCUCAUCCCACAGGAAAUCAUUUACAGAAAAAAAACAUUUCCUGACUUAAGUUACUUCUACUUCAAUUUAAAUGGUAUACAGUUCAACAAAAUAUUCCACUUAAACUAUUACAUCAUGAUAAAAUACACCAAUUUUAAGUCAAAAAUAGCUGCCCUUUUUACUUUGGCCAUUUGGCACUUUAUAAGAAAUAUAUUCGUUCAAACAAAUCAAGGGCCUGGCUUGAUGAAAAUCAGGAUGUCUCGCUGAUGGGAUCAUGGGGUAUGUGUGAUAUUGUUGCUGUCUGAAUGAUGAGGUUAUGUAAAUUGAGAAAAUCCAUACCAGAGUUAGUGAAUCCAAUAUGAAAUUCUGCUAUUUCCCCAAAGCUCACUCCAUGUAACAUUAAUAAUGCAUUUGAGAAUUUAACAUAUAAAAGAACUUGCUUAUUUGCUGGCUGUUAGAUCUAAAAUGGUUUUCAAGGCCACCAUUUGACAAAUGAAUCCCAAAGGAAACUUUUUGGGACAUUUCCUGCAGUAAAAUGGUCUAAAUAUUGUUCUAUAAUGUAAUUUUAACGUACACCAGAUACAGGUUAUUUGCAUUCUUACACAGAUUAAUAUAGCAGUCACUCGGUUAAAACAAUACUAUUUGCAUUAAAUAUUUUGCAAAGCAUUUAAAAAAAAAAAAAAAAAAAAAAAAAAGCAUUGCCACAAAAAGUUACUCGGGAUAAACAC